UUCGAGUCACACUCAUACCGCUCUUCCUUCCUGCCUAUCCCACCGCGGGACCUCGACGAUCGGAGCCGAGCCCUUCCGCCGGCGAGAACCAGCUGGUCCACCCUCGCGGGCCAGAAGAAGGGCGGACUGAGUCGGAAGUGUGUCGUCCUCUUUCGCGUGACGCCUUUCCGAGCCCGUUGAGCGAGCAGCGCUGCGAGACACUGCUUCUCUUUCUCUGUGCGCCAACGGGAUAACAUAAGAACUGCGUCCCUUCCUGCCAGAUCCGGUGAGAAGAAGGCGCCCGUACCGUAGAGCUCAUCCUUGAAUAUCGAAUACUCGGCCUGCUAUUCCUUUCGAGAGUGGCGGCGGCCUUCUCGACUGUGAACCGCAAUUUCUCCUUCGCAUCUCGUAGCGAAAUAUUAGUUCUUGUGCUGAGAAGGUAACCAUCGAGGAUUUUCAUUAUUACUAGUGCGUCCAAUAUCCGUGGGAUUUCGUGCUUGGUUAACAGUUGUAGAGAAGGAAGGUUUUUGAAAAGAGUUCUUGGCAAGUAUGAUCCUCCGUUUGACGUUGGAUCCUCACCCCCAUGCUAGUAGCACGUCUAUCAAAUUAGAGGAUCAACCAAGAGAUAAUUAGUCUAUUGAAGGGACUAACCAAAAAAAGGGUAUGAUUGUUUGUUGUAACGUGUAGAUGAUAAAUUUCCCCCCUCUAAAUCGUCAUGUACAACUUGAUGGAUUCACAGCCUUCUUUAAUCGAUUUGCAGUAGGGUGUGUGAGAUGUAUGUGUCAAACAUGAAGUGGUGAUUAGUGUUUGUACCCAUUGGCAUUAAAGAAGAAAGGAGAGAUUUUGGCCAAACCUAAGAGAUUGUGGAUAAGUCAUGAGCUGCAUCGUUGCCCUUGUUUGUCCAAAAACCCUUGAUGACAUCGGUAUGAGCUCAACCUUGGGUUAUGGAUGGUAGAUGAUCUAGUUGAAACUGCACUCGAUUUUGACCAGCAAUCCAACAUGGAGAGUGCUUUACACAGGAGAUUGGAUUCCCUUGUUCGCCAUCUCGUCCCUCCUCAAUCUGCCUCUCAAGAUCUUACUAAGAAUCCACUCAAUAUCACUGCAUCAGGAUCAGACUCUGUCAGUGCUUCUCCUGUCUUAAUUGGUGGCAUGGUUUUAGACAUCCACGCCAAACCUUAUAAUGAUCUUGCUCCUCGAACCACUAACCCUGGAGAGGUUCAGUAUGCGAGUGGAGGAGUGGCAAGGAAUAUUGCUGAAUGUAUGUGUAAACUUGGAGCUAGACCUUUCAUGAUCAGUGUUGUUGGGCUUGACAUGGCAGGAGAGAUGCUGCUCAGGUACUGGAAAUCAGCUGGACUCUCUACAGAAGGUAUCCUGCAGGAAAAGAGUAUUGCAACUCCGGUUGUUACAAAUAUAUUUGAUUCCUAUGGAGAACUAGCAGCGGGUGUUGCAAGUGUGGAUGCAGUGGAAAAGUUCCUGACUCCAUAUUUCGUGCAGCAAUUUCAGAGCUAUAUAUGCUCUGCACCGGUGUUGCUUCUUGAUGCAAAUUUACAUCCACAAUCACUUGAAUUUGCUUGCCGAAUAGCAGCUGGAUCUGGCAUACCAGUGUGGUUUGAGCCGGUGUCAGUUAAAAAAUCUACAAGAAUCUCAAGCAUUGUGAAUUAUAUAACUUAUGCUUCUCCUAAUGAAAUUGAGCUUAUUGCAAUGGCAAAUUCUUUACUGCCUGAAAAAGAAUUCAAAUUUCAAUUGGAUCACAAUGGAAGCAAAAUGCACUCGGUGGAAUCCUUAUUUCAAAUGCUGAAGCCUGCAAUUUCUUUUGUGCUUUGCAAAGGCAUCAAAUGUCUUGUUGUAACGCUUGGUCAAGCUGGCGUUUUCCUUUGUUUUAGAGACUGGCUGCAAUGUAAAAUCCAAGACCUGAAGAGCAGCAAGUUGGCCAGCCUUAGCAGUAUGCCGCAUGCGAUUGUUGAUGAAGGCCAGCUGGGAGUGGAAUUUCAGGCCUACCAUUUCCCCGCACUCAACUCAUCUGUAGUGAACCCCACUGGAGCAGGUGACUGCUUGGUUGCUGGAGUCAUUGCAUCAAUCUGCUCUGGUUUGGAUCUAAUGCGAAGUGUAGCCAUUGGUAUCGCCGUCGCGAAAGCCGCAGUCGAGAGCAAAAUAAACGUCCCGGCUGAAUUUAAUAUGAAAGAUCUGGCAGGUGGAGCUGAGUCUAUUCUAUCUGGUGUAAAACAUCUACUAGUUUGAAUAAAAAUUCUCAAUUUACAGAAGUUGAAUUGGCGGAUCAUUGUGCUACUGCCCUUCAUCGUGCGCAAGCUCAGAUGAGGUUCUUUGCCCUUUUCUUUGGAAUAUUGUUGAAAUUCUUCGGCGAGAAUGUAUGAAUGUAUGAACUUCUUCGUGCGCAAUCUCAGACGAGGUUUUACAGAAGUUGUAUGUUCUCAAUUUUUUAGUUCUACUUCAUUCAACUGUCUCAGCUGAAUGUAGAAUGUAUUUAAAUUACAAACUCUGAAUAUGCCAUUUAUAGAGUUGAGAUUUGAUAAACUGUUAGAAAUUAUCAUUCUUCCAAUAUAAACUGCAGUAUGUUUUUUAA
This is a messenger RNA of Zingiber officinale, 2560 nucleotides long. RefSeq names its product pseudouridine kinase-like. The coding region runs from base 928 to 2217 and encodes 429 amino acids. NCBI's taxonomy places the organism in Eukaryota, Viridiplantae, Streptophyta, Magnoliopsida, Zingiberales, Zingiberaceae. The transcript has 10 exons. Gene Ontology annotation, molecular function: kinase activity. The record is from RefSeq and is a predicted model, not a curated record.